Gallus gallus (chicken) is the source of this 12002-nucleotide messenger RNA. RefSeq names its product CREB3 regulatory factor (gene CREBRF). Gene Ontology annotation, cellular component: nucleus. Gene Ontology annotation, molecular function: DNA-binding transcription factor activity, RNA polymerase II-specific; RNA polymerase II transcription regulatory region sequence-specific DNA binding. The transcript is spliced from 10 exons. The record is from RefSeq and is a predicted model, not a curated record. Lineage: Eukaryota; Metazoa; Chordata; Aves; Galliformes; Phasianidae. Bases 4343 to 6253 code for a protein of 636 amino acids. Gene Ontology annotation, biological process: response to unfolded protein; regulation of transcription by RNA polymerase II.
GGGCGAGUCACGCGAUUUCCGGGAACCCGUCAGGAAGGGACAUAAACAAAACAAACCCCAAAGCCGCAUGGAGGGUCCGGGCCGGAGCGCGCGGGGCGGCGCCCCCUGCUGAGCCCCGACCGCUCGGUGAGUGCGGGCCGCGGGGGGCGGCGGGCGGGGGCUUUGCGGAACCUGGCCCCGGCCGGCAGCUGCGCCCCGAGGGGGAGGGAGGGCAGCACCGAGGGCUCGGGGGAGCUCCGUGUCUGCCAGCCGCUGCCGGCCUGGCCUUCUGCUGGAGGGAGCCGCGUCGUAUCGGCGGAGGGGAGAGGGUGUUGGGGAGAUGGGGGGGAGGUGCGACGGGCAGGGGGCUCCGGCACGCGGGAAAAGGGGUGUGUCUGCCCGGCGCCGGGAGCAGAGGAGCGGUGCCGGUGUCGAGCGGGCAGACCGCGGAGCCCGGCUGCCGGGGGGUGUGGCUGCGGGCCGGGGGUGCCCGUGUCCCUCUGCCCGGCUGCGGGAGGCGGCGCCCGGGGGGCUCCGAGCAGGGCUGCGAGGAGCGGGCUCGGCGGCGGCUGUCGGCGGCGGCGCGGUGGAGGGAGCGCUGCCGCGAGUGCCGGGGGCGGCGGUGCCUUUCUCGCUCCUCGGAGCGGCUCCGGCCGUGAGCUGCGGGACAGCUCGGCUUUCACCGCCGGCGCACGGCAGUGGUUGCGGCAGGACCCGGCUGCCCCUCCGGGCUCGCGGCCGCCUUCCCUACGCCUUCACCUGUUGGAGGGCCCGGAGCGGGCCGCGGCUCUCCGCGCCUUCGGGGCGGCGGUGUCCGGCUGCGGGGGGAGGCGGGGCGGGACCCCCCUGCUCGGCCGCAGGCUUUAUGUAACCGCCGGGGGUGUCACGGAGGUUCACCGCGGAGCGGCCCGACCUGGCCGCGGCCCCGGGACGGGGCUCUGCCCCUUGAGCUGAGAGCCGCGAGCCCCGGGGAGGGCAGCCCCCAACCCCUUGGCGGGCAGUGGGGCGGAGGCAGCCCCCGCGUUGGGCAAAGGGAGUGCUCCGCGCCCUUCCCGUCGCGCUGAGGCCGGGGUAGGAAGGAUCGGCGGCGCCCGGCGGGGAGGCGGUGCGGAACCGGCGCGGCCUGGGGGUGCGGGGCCACGGCGGUCCCCUCAGGAGCGGCGGAAGGGGGUUUGUUUACAUGUUGCCUCAACCUAGCUUGAAAGGGCCGCUGGGCGAGUGAGUGGCGUGAGCGGCGACCAAUGAGAACGAGAGUUCCUGAGGCGCGAGCCAAUGAGCGGGCGGGGAGGGCGGGGCGGGACGGCGGCCGGGUUAGGCUGCGCUCGGCUCCGGCUGGUGGGGCGGCCAUGUUGGCGGGGAGGUGUGUUAGUGGGUCAGGGGCGGGUGCGCGGCGGGGCUGGGGCCGCCCUGAGCAGGCAGCCGAGAGGGGCGAGGUGCGCUGCGCUCCGCCUCCGGGAGUUCCCCGCUUCUGUGGGCCCCAUCGGUGCCCAGUGCUCUGUACGGGCAGUGGCGGCCCGGAACUCGGUGUCAGUCGGGCUCCUGCCCCUAUAAGCCGGUUCCUGCAGGCUCCUGCGGUCCGUUUAUGAGCUCCCCAGAGACGUCGGCCCCCCUCUGCAGCGCUGGGUUCCCCCACGCGAGUCGGGCCGGGCUGUUCCCGAGCCAGAACUUCAUGUUCCCAUCCCCAGCUGCUGUGCCUGGUGUCCCUCCAUAGCCACGUCCAUGGCAUUGCUCAGGGCAGCGCCUUGCAGAGCUGCUCAGACAUCAAAGAUAAUUUAAUGGCUCCAGUUCAAUCUGUCAUGCUCCAAUAUAAACACGUGUUCGUUUUCGGGCUUCCCCAUACAUCCUGCUGAGCAGGGCCAAUCUGUCAGCGACAGCAGCUGAAAUAUUGGCAGUCGAGAGCAGCUUGUUGAAAUAAAGCAACACUGCAGAGCCAGGUUCUGGUAGAGUUAGCUUUCUAACAUCUUAAAGUACUUUAAAGAAGGAAGGUUAACGUUUGGCCUGGAGUCCCUUACCAAAGUGGCUGCUUAGCAUCCCUGUGGGGAACGUCAGUUGUCGUCCAGCAUAUGUUCUUGUAGUGACAGUAGUGACAGUCAUGGGAAGGCACUUAGAAACUGUGGGGUUUUACUUUUGGCACCUUAAAUGAGGAACUGGACUUCUGUGGAGGAAAUAGGUUAGAAUCGUAGAAUAGAAUCAUAGAAUCUUUAAUGCUGGAGAAGACCACAGAGUCAUAGAAUGUCCUGGAUUGGAAGGGACCCGUAGGGAUCACUGAGCGCAACCCCCGGCUCUACACAGCAUUACCUAAAAUCCAAACCCCGUUUCUGAGAGCACCGUCCAAACACUCCCUGAUCUCUGGCAGCUCAGGGCUGUGCCCGCUGCCCUGGGCAGCCCAUUGCAUGCCCACUGCCCUCUGGUGCAGAACCUUUCCUUCACCCCCACCUGCCCUCCCCUGGCACAGCUCCAUGCCGUUCCCUCGGGCUCUGUCACAGAGAGCAGAGCUCAGCACUGCUCCCUGCAAGGAGCCACCAUGCAGCCACCAUGAGCCUCCCCUCAGCUCCUCUGCUCUGGGCUGAGCAAAUGUAGAGACCUCAGCUGCCCCUCGUACGCCUAACACCUCUAAGAUCGUAAAGUCCAACCAUCAAGACAGCACCACCAUUGGUUUAGCAGGAAAGAUUUCUUGUAGAAAUCAAUGCUCAGCAGUAGUUCUCGGAGAGCUCAUACGCUGCUUGGUGGCCAUCAGCUCACUUGAGCAGAAGAAUUGCUCUGCAUUUGGUAGCAGUGUUACCUGCUGAGGAGAAAGAUCUGCUGCAGAGGCAUUUAGCUGCUGAGAUCUCACUGUGGUUUUCUAAAUACUGAGAGCUGGAAAAAAAAAAAACAAACCCUUUUUGAAGCACGGAGUUUGGAAGUCCCUUCAGGAUUAACGGGAAUUAAUUGGGAAUAAAUAGAAGCUUGUGUCUGACUGAUAGCUUGGUAUAAACAAGAGAAUCCAUUGAUUUUGGUUCCUGUGACUUGCAUGUCCGUGCUAAGUGGUUUGUGAAACCUAAGUGAAGGAUCAUUUAAAGUAAAAGUUUUAUGAAGGAGUGCUUGAAAGUUGGCGUAGCCUUGAAAAUCAAGCCAGAAAGUUUCUGGAAAUCUUAGCUUUUAGGGUUCAGACCCUGCAGUAAUACCUCAGUAAUACCUUCCCUCACGAUGCUGUGGUAAGAAAAGAAUCCUCCUGUUUUAGAACCUUUCUGUUGGUGUGUGGCUGUGUUGGCUGCUGGUGUUACUGCCUGAUUUCUGACUUGCCCUCCUCGUUUCAUCUUUUAAAAGGUUUUUUUAAAGGAAUUGAAGUAAGUCAGUAUAGUUCUAUCAGGUGUAACGUGCUGCAUUUCCCACUCUUGGCCCCAAAGUAAUAAAAUCUCAGUCUUUGUUCCAGAACGUACAGAAAAGCCACUGCUUCUAAUAAAACGUGUAAUUCUGGGUCCAGCUGCUGUAAAAUACAUAGGUUCAAUACAGUCGCAUACGUGUUUUAUUUUUAAAUCACUUUUGUGCCUCUUGCAUUGUGAUCAGUUAUUGGCAUUGCUUAUUUGCUUAUGCAGUCGUGCUGGUCUGGAAUACCCCUCUGCAGUGUGGUGCCCGGGGCUGGUGUGGAAGGGUGCAGUGAUCUCAGCAGUGCAGUGCUGCUCCUUUUGGUAGUUCAGCUCUUUGCCCUGCAGUGCUGCAUGUGAGGCUGGAGCAGGGAGGUUCUGUGUAGCCAUAUCGCUUCGAGGCGCUGAAGUCUGUCCGCUCUGGGCAUGUGGAGCUGAAACAUAAUGUGAGGGGAAGAUCAGUAGAGGAAAGGGAAUGAAGACAGGGAAGCGGCAGUUUCCGGCCCUGAAGGGAAGAGGCUUUAACAGAAGUGAAACAGUCUUUGUAUCUUCAGUUCUUUUAAAAGGCAACACUCUAUCAGACUUGGGAUCGGCAUGUCUUGGGCAGCUGUUACUUAUCCUCCGGGAUACAAAAGGCGAAAAGCAUCACGUCUGAGGUGCUAGCACUGCGCUGCAAUGCAAAAACGUGACUGUGGUGGUGGCGGUGCUUUGCUGGGCUAUGCUGAGCAGAGUGUGUUCCGUAAUAGGAAACAGAUUGGCACAAAGUGUGACAGGAAAAAAAGUUCGAGGAGAAGCGGAGGACCUGGUGCUCCUCUUUCUGAAGCAUCCCCAGACAGCAAAAGGAUGCCUGAAAACUACAAAUAGAAGAGCUCCAUAAGAGUGAACUGAAGUUACCAUAAGGAAAAAUUUCAUUACAUGGAUUGUGUAAACUCACUGAGACUGAGGUAAAGCUGGAAAGAAAUCUACAAGUGAAUAAAACAAGAAGUUUGGAAUUGGAUUUGGGGAAUCUGGGCUUGGAAAUGCCUCAGCCCAGUGUGAGUGGAAUGGACCCUCCUUUUGGGGACGCCUUUCGGAGCCAUGUGUUUUCAGAACAGACUCUGAUGAGCACAGAUCUCUUGGCAAGCAGUUCAGAUCCAGACUUCAUGUAUGAACUGGACAGAGAAAUGGACUACCAGCAAAGCUCCAGAGACAACUUACUUUCAAUGGAGGACUGCAAAGACCUUGAGAACUUAGAGUCUUUUACGGACAUCCUGGACAAAGAAGCUGCUUUCACCUCAAAGUGGGAGCAGUGGGACACGUACUGUGAAGACUUAACUAAAUACACUAAACUAACCAGCUGUGACAUCUGGGGAACAAAAGAGGUGGAUUAUUUGGGCCUUGAUGACUUUUCAAGCCCAUACCAAGAUGAAGAGGUGAUAAGCAAAACACCGACUCUGGCUCAGCUUAACAGUGAGGACUCCCAACCUGUUUCAGAUUCACUCUAUUAUCCCGAUUCACUCUUUAGUGUAAAACAAAACCCUUUAAAUUCUCUGUUACCUGGAAAAAAAAUUGCAAGUAGGGCAGCAGCCCCAGUCUGUUCCUCCAAGAACGUUCAGGCUGAGGCACCUUUGUCGGACUAUGUUCAAAAGGCAAGCAAACCCGCGACACAGCCUGCUUCCAGUACACAGAUCAUGGUGAAGACCAAUGUGUACAAUAAUGAAAAGGUGAACAUUCAUGUUGAAUGUAAAGACUAUGUUAAAAAGGCAAAAGUAAAAAUCAAUCCUUUACCACAGAGCAGACCAGUGCUGAGCCAGGCACACGCGGACGCAGCAAAGGAAAAUACCUGUUACUGUGGUGCUGUAGCAAAGAGACAAGAAAUAAAAGAGUCCCCACACAGUCACUGUACGCCUCCUAUUUUGCCUUUUAAAGAGACUCAAGAACUGCUCCUCAGAGCACCCCAGGAAACUCCAGGACUUGUUGUGGGGGAGAGCAGUAUUUCUGCCAGCACAUCAGUGUCAGAUUCAUCACAGAAAAAAGAAGAGCACAACUAUUCUCUUUUUGUAACAGACAGUGUGGGUGAACAGUCAGCCAAAGGAGACCCUGAAGAAGAUGAGGAGGAUGAGGAAGAUAUUGAAGAUGAGGAUCAUGAUGAAGGAUUUGGCAGUGAGCAUGAGCUGUCUGAAAACGAUGAUGAGGAAGAAGAUUAUGAGGAUGAUAAGGACGAUGACAUCAGUGAUACUUUCUCAGAACCAGGGUACGAAAAUGAUUCCGUGGAGGAUUUAAAAGAAAUGACUGCAAUAACCUCUCGAAAAAGAGGCAAGCGGAGAUACUUCUGGGAGUACAGCGAGCAGCUAACGCCAUCCCAGCAGGAAAGGAUGCUGCGGCCAUCCGAGUGGGACCGAGAUACAUUACCGAGUAACAUGUACCAGAAGAACGGUCUGCACCAUGGUAAAUACGCAGCAAAGAAGUCACGGAGGACUGAUGUAGAAGACCUGACUCCCAAUCCCAAAAAACUUCUACAGAUUGGUAAUGAGCUGCGGAAGCUGAACAAGGUGAUCAGUGACCUGACGCCAGUCAGCGAACUUCCCUUAACUGCCAGACCAAGGUCAAGAAAAGAAAAGAACAAGCUGGCUUCCAGGGCUUGUAGACUAAAGAAGAAAGCCCAGUAUGAAGCCAAUAAAGUAAAACUCUGGGGUCUCAACACAGAAUAUGAUAAUUUGCUGUUUGUGAUCAACUCCAUCAAACAAGAAAUUGUUAAUCGAGUGCAGAUUCCUAAAGAUGAUAGAGGAGUCAACAUGGAACAAAGGUUGAACAUACUUAUUAAAGAUACUCUUGGACUUCCUGUAGCUGGACAGACAUCAGAAUUCGUGAAUCAAGUGUUAGAGAAGACUGCAGAAGGAGACCCCACAGGUGGCCUUGUAGGAUUACGAAUACCAAUGUCAAAAGUUUAAGACAUGACUUCACCUGUUCUCAUUGGUCACAUUCUUCCUGUGUUGUCAAGUACUUCAUUGUAAAUUGCAUUCUGGUCUGCAUGUCAGUUUAGCAUUAUGUAAACACUUACAAUUAGGUUCCAUUAUUUUUAAACAACAGCGUAGAAAAAAAAAAUCAAAGCAUGGAAUAAAAUGCCUAGUAGCAUUUUUGGAGCAUAAAUUAGAUAGUUCUAAAGCUGCUUUGAGACUGCAUACAGAGAUGAGGGUUCUUUUGAAAAUUAAGUUCUAGGACCAGACUUACCACUUUCGUUUUAGAAGCAAAACCUUAUUUUUGCUAGUAAAAUUUUUUUAGCGUAUGCCAGACGUAGUGGCAGGUUUAUGCUCCAGGCAAAACAAGAGGAAGCAUUUUUUUGAUAAAGCUGACAAUUCAGUUUUUGUUGUUGUUGUUGUUGUUUUUGUAUUCGUUCUUGUUUGCUGUUUUGAAAUAAUUGGAUUUCCUUUGUUCUUCUUAAAAACAGUAAGCUUUCUUUGCAACCAUUAACUUGUACAUAGCACACGUGGCUUCAGAGCUGGUGUGCCAUAUAAACUUUAAUUUUUUCUGAGCUUAAUAUAGUAUUUAAAUGUCCGUGCAAGCAAGAGAAAAAAAAGUUUAUUCUUUGUGCCUUGUAUUUUGAGGGGAGAGCUAUCAGUGUAAGCUGGUAAAGUUUUGUAUGAAGAAAACCCCGAGGGGAAAAAACGAGAUGUACAGAUGGUGAGAUUAUAGGUUUUAAUGUAUUUGUUCCAGCUCUUAAAAUUUUUUGAAUGUAUAUAGGAAUAUGUUGAAAAUGUAGAUAUAUGCCACAGAGUCUAUGUAUUGUAUAAAAGAUGGCUCUAGAAAACUCAAUUUCGGUACUUUGGCCGGAAGAAAACAUAUACUUGCACAUUAAUGCGAUUGUUUAUUUUUGUACCAAAGACAAAUGCAACUGAUAUGGCGAACUGCCAGUCUAAGUAAAGUUUUGCACAGCUUAUAUGAUACUGUACUGAAUGUAAAAACAAAAGAAAAAAAAAAAAGAAAAAAAAUUACAAGGUCAGGGUUAGGGAUCUUACUGAACUGUGAAUUUUUUGUUUGGGUCCAAUUAUCUACAGAAGGAGCAUUCAUACAUAAUGAUAUUAUUUUGCUGUUCUUGUAGUUCGCUUCCAUGGUAGAUAAGUUGGUGGCCGUCUCGGAGUCUUUAAAUCUUUUUUCUCUGCACUUACUGUAGGAGAUUUUAAUAUAUUUGGAUUUUAGUAAGCUAUUGGUAAAAUAGUUUUCGACUUUGAGAAUUUAAAGAAAUAUUUAGCUUGUUGUAGUAUACUUCCAACAAACAACCAAAAUAAAAUUAUUUUUAUUGUAAUGUGUAUAUAUGUAAAGAGAAAAAAGAGCUACAGAUAUCUAAUUCCUUAGUUGCCACUUUUCCAGUUGAUGUAUUAUUAUGCAUGUGAUGUUUCCAAGGAUCAACACAGGCUUCAAACAAAACGAGACAAAAAAAAAAAAAAAGUUUAUAGACUUUUAUAUUUUUGUACAGGUAUUUCAAAACUAGCUUCUUCAAACUUAUAUGUGACUUAUUCUUGUUAAUUCAGUAGUUUCUAUGAUUGGGAAAUAUUAACACAGAGUUCUUAUUUGCUCUUCUGCUAAUAAGAGUUGGCUUUGUAGUCAGUGUUAACGUACAGAUAAAAAGCUUUAGCCCUUGAUGAAAGUCCUUUAUGUCAAGGCAAGAUCAUUCUCUGGUUUCAUGGACCCCUUUUCCCUCCCCGUUCUUUCUCUCCCUAUUUAAAAUGACAGAACACUGUUUACUGAAAAUAGAAAUACCAAAUAUUUUCAAAUGUAGCUGCUGAAAAAAAAUGCAAAGUCCAUGAAGGCUUUUCUCCCCGCUCCCUUUGGGGAAUCUCUCCACUUCGUUUCUAGUUUGUCUAUGUUUGUACUGUGAUUCCUUUUUGUUUAUAUGUAGGUUAUUUUUAUAUCCAAGCUUGUACCAUUAAAAAGUCUGUAAUAGUGCAGUGAGAGUCGCAGGUGAAGGUGGCAGUCCUGCCACAUGCUGGUGAGUGUGCACACAGCUUACUUUGCAUCUAAAUAUUUUGGAAGACUCAAAAGGGAGAAGGAGGCCAAAAUACCACUACUGAGCUGUACAGAAAGUUUUUUCCUUCACGAGACUGAACAAAUACCCAGAGCAAUUUAGGCGAAACUUUGUUAAUCCACUUAAGAUUUGCAAAAUCAGAGUGGACUUUGGGUGUUCUUAUUGCUCUCACGGUGAGGUGAGAGUCGGCUGCUGCUUUCCACAGUGGGUCAGAUGUAUUCCUAUUGUAAGCAUUGCCAAUGUUACACUUAUUCCAGAGAUGCAUACUGCCCAUAAAACCCCGACAAAGAAUGUUUCUUGUGAAGAUAAGGCCACGUCUGUGCAAAGAUUUGAGUACAGCCGUUCCUUUCUGCUGAGCGGCGUUACCGCACUGCUCCGACAGGAGAGCUCCUUUUGCUCUCUCAAAUCCACGUAGGCGAGGAGGCGUUCCUAAACCUUACGAGCAGUUUUGCAAUCAGGUAAAAACUUCAGCGACAAAUUGAACUGACGAGGUAUCAGAAAGCCCCUUUUUACCGCUCAGACGUGCUGGGCAAAUAGAACUUUAUAGCUGUUUGUUUUUAUCUGAAAACCAGAAUAUGAUUUUGGUCUAGCAUUUCAAAUAGACUUUGAAUCUUUAGUGAAUUCCAUACCCCUUGCAUUUCAGUGUUUUCUAUGUAUUAUUUUAAGUUAAAGCUUUUGAAUAGUUGAGCUUUUUAAUGUUGACACUUUAUUUUGUACCUAUUUAUAUGUAUGUAUAUCUUAGAAAAGCACUUUGUUUAAAAAGGAAAAAGAAAAAAAAAAAAAGAAGAAAAAAAAAAAAAGAAACUGCGUUUUCUAUGAUUCCUGCCACUUGCUGCUAACUCUGGGCUGGUCAGAAUGCUGCAGCGAUACUUGAUAUAAAUAAAACCUGGCAGUAAAAUGUAGAGUACAGAUAAGACCUUUUGCUGGUUUAACUUUAUCAUAAAGGUGACAUAGGCAAGCUGUGCAGCUUUACAUUUUAACCAGGGGACUCUGUGGCAUUUAAACCGUCUAGAAAUGGUUGUACUUUAAUGCCAGUAACAAUCUGCUUCCUCUAGUGUCAUUACAAUAUAUACAUUUAGUGUAUACUUAUCACAAACAGAAUCUUUUAAGGGUAUAAAAACCAACAAAUGUACAUGUUCUGUUUUUUGGCAAUUGUGGCAUGCGUUUUUGGGUGAUCUUUAGAGAAGACCAUUUUCUAAAGAUGUUCAGUGUUCAUACAUGGUAUGUGGAUCUUAAUGAAGUCCUGGAUUCUUUUUUGUUUGUUUGUUUGUUUGUUUUUGAGUGUAGGCAUUGUGAAUAUUCACUUUUAAUCCUAUAUCCAAAAACAAUUAUACAUCUUUGAUUUAAUACAAACAGAAGUUCUUCCUUUUUCUGAUACACUGGAUUCUCUAGGAUUUGUUUCCAUAUUAAAAGCAUGCUGUUAUAACUGCUCUUGUUAAAAUCUCGUCAGUCUGAACUUAGGUGCCACACUUUCUGACUCGAUGGACUGCUUGUUCUACUGUACCAUGUAUGAUUCUUGUCCUUUCCUACUUCCUUCAUGAGAGAUUAUGAUGUGGCUUUAUAUUGUGCCUUACUUGUACAUCUAGAACUAAAUGUUUUUUCAUUACCCUUGAACUCUUCGAACCUAACCCCUCCAAAAGCGAAUCCGAACUGGUAAAAGCAUUCUGAAGAGAGUUUGGAUAGAUCUAUUUUUGUUUCUCUCGAUAGCAGUCGUUUUCUAUUUAUAUGGAUGACCAGUUUUUGAAUGGCCUUGCAGAAUGUGGGGGUGCUCACAAAGGGCAUUUUUGAGCCCUAACCCCCUUUUUCCUAACACUUCUUUUAUGGUUUGUUGAACGCAUUUACUGAUACUUGGUGAGUUCUUUUCUUGGAUGAGAGAAACUUAUUAAUAAAACGAUCAGGUGUGGGUGGGCUGGAUUUUCUUACCAUGCCAGCUGGAGCAUGAUUUCAUUAAGUUGCAUUGCUGCAAAGUUGAUGUGAGAGUCGGGCUCAGCUGUGUUCAGUCCCUGAUCCUUUCUAGAUCACAGACCCUUUGCCGCUGCUAAAUAAAGCUGGGGAAAAGCUGAAAGCAGAAAAAUCUAAAAUCUGAACGGAUGAAGGGUCUGUUAUAGCUGACCUAAAAGCAGACACCUGGUGUCACUAUUUCUUUUCUCCAGAAAGGUCUCUCCCCCACCCAACAUUUAUCCCAUAUUUGCCUUCGGUAAUAAAACAGCUUAUUCACAAAACACAAAGAAUGGAUGUGCUUUUCUUUUCUUUUUUUUUUCUUUUUUUUUUUCAUAAAUGAUUUCAAUAUAGCUAUUUUUUUAAAGCUGCAGGAGGCUUUAUCAGGAACAUUUUAAACGGUUGUGUAUAAGUUGCCUUUAACAGAAAUAGCAGAUGCAAUUCUGUUCCUCUAACUUGCUUGCUAGUCUUCCUGAAAUUCUGUUGAGGCGUGACCAGUUGUGUACCAUGGAUGUUAGGGUCCGUAUUUGGCCUUGAGACCUGAAUUUCAAGAAUGCAUCUAGUCAUUAUUAUUUAGAAGUUGGAGGCUUCAGUUGGGAUUACCAAGCUAAGUGUGCUGCUAGGUGUGGUGUUGGCUUAUUGACACAGCCAUGCACAGAGCUGAAAUCCGUUUCGUUUACCCCAGGGAUCGUGUGAAGUACAUUUCAGUUACUGCUUCGGUGACUGAUUCUUUUUGUAACUGUAUUAAGGGCAUUAGUAUGUCGAGAAAACACCACUCUUGAAUAUAUCCCAAUACAAAUUGGGAUUCUUAAAUGUCAUUAAUGAAGGAUGGCACUUUUAGGCUCUAUCUUCUUUGCAAUAUACAAAACUAUCUCUAUCUUUGUCUGAUGGACAUUUCACCGCACGCCAUGUUUUUCCCCAGUGCUUCUCACACGUAGAAGAGGUGUGUGUGUGUGCACUGCAUCACAGCCCUCAGCCUCUCGGACAUCCAUGAACUUCCACAAGAGUCAAUGCUGGCGGUGCACUUACUGUCCUUCUAAUGAGCAGUGGAGCUAAAAGUGGAACCAGAACUAUCUUAAGCCACGCUGUUGUUUUCAUAAAACGAAAGGCUUUUUGGAUAACACCGGUGUCCCAAGGUUUUCCUGCAGGUAGUGGCUAUUUAUGUGUGUGGACGAGUCAAAUUUGGGUGUUAUCCAUCUACAGGGAGGAAAAUUUCUGUGCUGGAUUUCGUACUGACAAAAGCACAAUCCACCCGAGGAAAACCUUGCAAUUAAGAGCUGACCCCGGGGCGUAGCAUUUAAUUGUGCUCAUCUUUCGUGUCCUACUUUCUCAUUUGAGCCAGCUGUCCCCCAGCACGUCCCUAAGGCUUCACUGCUCAGUGUCUGUGCUCGGGUGAACCCGGAGGCUGAUGGCACAUGGUGGGAAAAGGCAUUGCCAGCAGAACAUGGCGUCCUCCAUCACGGGCUUCCAAGGGGAGCUCAGAGAAACUCCACGAAAGUCUUGUCUCUGUUAGAAAAUAAACUCUCCUGUGAAAAGCAUGAUCUGUUCAGAGUUGCAGUGUUAGAUGUUGGUUAAUAGCUGUGCAGUUUUUAUUAUUUCUCUUCGAAAAGAGGCACAAUCCCACGACUGACUUUGUUUACUGUCCCCCGCGAUCCCUCGCACUUCUAUUCAGACGCAAAUUUCAUCAAUGUACGCAACAUCCUUUGUAAUUUAAAAUAAAAAUUGUGGAGGAAACACUG